GUGGGGUAGAAGAAAAAUACCAGACAUAAUAUUAGUCUUAAAUGCCACUCAGCACUUGGAAUAACAACAGCCAAUAGGAAAAAGCAGCUGCAAACCCGCACAAAACUUCUCAAUUAGAAAUUGCUUUGUAUGUCAUUUUCUUUCAUAUUUCUAAUAAUUACAUUCAACUUUGUUACCACUCUUUAUAGCUGUUUGUUUUGUUGCUGCUGUAGAGAGCUCCUAUUUUUUCGUACAUAUAUUACGCUUAACUUUUAUGGCAUACUAACUUGUAGUAAGAAGAUCCCGAAUGUCAUCAUCUUCUAAUUACCACUUGCCAACUAUUGCAGCUGUUGCAGGGAUUGCCUUGGCUGCUUCAGGUUACGUACUUUCUACGUCCAAUAACAGUACUAACGCUUAUGAAUUGAAGAAACGGAGAAGAAGAAUCAAAUCCAAAAUACAAAAAGAACGAGACGGCCAAUAUAUACUUGGUCUAACCAAUUCAGAAAACUACUGUUUCUUAAACUCGAUUUUACAGGCAUUUGCGACUUUACCCAGCUUACGUUCUUAUCUGGCAGAACGCGUUGACGAACAAGGUGAUGAAUCAACACCUACGGUGCCCCAGAAUGAAUUCAUAUUGCAAUCCGUUGCUUGUGCUUUAUAUGCCACCAUAGAAAUGUUAAACAGACCUUUGCCGAAAGCUAAGUCUAUUACUCCUGACGAUUUCUCAAGAGCUUUAGAAAGAAAAUUUGGAGCAAAAAUAAACCCUGACCAACAAGACGCCCAUGAACUUUUUCAGAUCAUAUCCAGUGUAUUAACAUCCGAGGAAGAAGUUCAAUAUAAAGAAAAUGCGCCUUCUCUGCUAGACUCGACUGUUUUACGAAAUUUGACGAUGAAUGAUAAUUAUAACGGUGGACCAACAGCAUCAGGAACGACAACAACAACAACAGACGUCAACAGUGAUCAAUUUGAAACCUCAUCUGUUUCCUCUUUUGGGACAACAGCAUCUAUGUGGAGUUCAUUUUCUGUGUGUACAGUAGGUGGGCAUCUACGCCCUCGGAGACGUACACCUAGGAAUCCGUUCACAGGUCUCGCAGCGUCUAAGAUCAGUUGUAUGAAUUGUGGUUAUACAGCACCUAUUCGACACCAUACGUUUGAUAAUAUAUCCUUGAAUUUACCAUCACAACAAAUACCCACCAAGUGUGCAUUGGAAAGCUUAUUGAAGAAUUACACAAAGGUUGAUGUUUUGACAGACUAUCAAUGUAAAAAAUGCUCCCUUAUGGCUACAUUGAAUGCGACAGAAAAAGAAUUGAGUUCUCUGAUAGAGGAGCAUGGGUUUUCUACAACGGAUGAGCGAGUCGCACAAUUAACUUUCAAUAUAAGAAGAUUGAAGGAUGCCUUAAAUUCAAAUGUAGAAGCUAGCAUGCCUGGGAUCCAGUUGGUAACACCCCCUUCACCUUCACGUACGACGAAGCAAACCAUGUUUGCCAAUCCACCCAAAGCAUUAUGCCUGCAUAUUUCCCGCUCUAUUUACCACCCAUCAGGCAUGAUCAUGAAGAAUCAUUGUCCAGUAGAGUUCCCUGAAUACCUUGAUUUAGCUCCAUUUACCACGAAUGGUUAUUUGAAUACGACUGAGCCAACUGUGUCACUCAGCUCUCCGACGCCAUCAGCAUCUGGUACUUCCUUACCGCAGACGAUACGUACAAGCCGAACCAGUCUAGUCUAUUUACGUAAUAUGGCCAAUGGAUAUCGGUUCUACCAUCAUCCUUCAAUAAGUGGUCAUAACAAUAUGGGGUUGAAGGGAAUAGCGCUUAUGAAGCAGCUGAAUAAGAACAACAACGGCAAGCAUCAUCCAGCCAAUGGUGUUGAUGAUGAUAGAAUCAUCCAGAGUGCUCUACCUUCACUUUCUGUCUUGCCAAUGAACCGUUCCAUACAGUAUAGAUUAUGUGCAGUGAUUGUUCAUUAUGGAAAUCAUCAUUCCGGGCACUUUGUUACUUACAGAAGAAAAAAGUUACCAACAGGGCACGAAGUUAGAAGCCCUUUCAUGAGCUCAACGCCCAAAAAAGAGGAACCUGUCAAAUUCUGGCGCUGUAGUGAUGAAGUGAUUGAGGAAGUUGAUUUGGAUACAGUAUUAAAGAGCGAAGCUUAUAUGUUGUUUUAUGAACGAAAUUAAAAAGAGCCAUAUCAUUAUGUAAAUGACUAAAAAAGAAUGGUCCCCCCGCUGCGGUUUAUAAUUUGAUUUAUUUUUUCCCUUUUUAUUUUUGGGUGAGUUUAAGGAUUUCUAUUGAUCAUCGUUUGCCAUUAAUACUA
Molecule: messenger RNA, 2286 nt
Organism: Mycotypha africana
Lineage: Eukaryota; Fungi; Mucoromycota; Mucoromycetes; Mucorales; Mycotyphaceae
Exons: 6
Coding region: 287-2149 (620 amino acids)
Biological process (GO): protein deubiquitination
Cellular component (GO): nucleus; cytosol
Molecular function (GO): cysteine-type endopeptidase activity; cysteine-type deubiquitinase activity
Source: RefSeq, a predicted model, not a curated record